Molecule: messenger RNA, 3369 nt
Organism: Penicillium odoratum
Lineage: Eukaryota; Fungi; Ascomycota; Eurotiomycetes; Eurotiales; Aspergillaceae
Gene: msh3
Product: mismatch repair protein MSH3
Exons: 3
Coding region: 1-3369 (1122 amino acids)
Biological process (GO): mismatch repair; mitotic recombination
Cellular component (GO): nucleus
Molecular function (GO): ATP-dependent DNA damage sensor activity; mismatched DNA binding; ATP binding
Source: RefSeq, a predicted model, not a curated record
AUGGCGCCCCAAUCUUCGCCAUCGUCCUCCGCACCAUCUCCGUCCUUGAAACGCAAGCAACCGACCAUCUCAAGCUUUUUCACACAAAAACCCUCCUCAACACCAAAAUUGUCCACCGCUCCUAAGGAACACGAGACCUUAAAGCCAUCUGAGAAGAGACCUGCCUUCCCCGAGCCGGAGCCGGAGCCAGCGGCGAAGCAAUCAUACCCCAUACCCGAAGAUGACGAUGAUGACAUCGUUGCACCACCGACCAAACGAGCUCGAAAAAACGGCCCUCCCCUCGAAGAACAACGUCGAUCCUCUACAGAAGGCCCGAAAAAUUCACCAUCUCAAUUGAACAGCAGCCAACGAACCGACAUCUUUAAAUUCCAAAGCUCACAGGCCGCACCACCCACCCAAGACGAGAACGCGGAAGAUGCACAGCGAAGGAAGGAAAAGGAAAAAAUACACGAGAAGUUCGUGCGGAGACUCGGUGGCGCAGACUGUGUCAUCGGUAUUGGAAGAAACGUUACUAGUGACGCCGGUGCCGGUGCCGUUGAGGCAGAAGAAGGCGAGGACGAAGAUGAAGAGCCUUCCCCUCCGCCUAAAAAGGGCAAGGCUGCUGCUAAGAAGGGUGGUAGCAAGCUUACCCCGAUGGAGCGACAGGUCAUUGAUAUCAAGCGCAAGCAUAUGGAUACUGUGCUUGUGAUCGAGGUUGGGUACAAGUUUCGAUUCUUCGGAGAAGAUGCCCGGAUUGCGGCGAAGGAGUUGGGCAUUGUUUGUAUUCCGGGAAAGUUCAGAUUUGAUGAACACCCUUCCGAGGCUCAUAUCGGCCGCUUCGCUUCUGCUAGCAUUCCUGUUCACCGACUACAUGUCCAUGUGAAGCGCCUUGUUACUGCAGGUCAUAAGGUUGGAGUUGUGCGCCAGAUCGAAACGGCUGCUCUCAAGGCUGCGGGUGAUAACCGCAAUGCGCCAUUCGUCCGGAAAUUGACCAACCUUUACACGAAAGGAACUUACAUUGAUGAUAUCGAGGGGCUCGAGGGCUCUGUACCUGCUGCAGGGAGCUCUUCACCGGCGACGGGCUACAUGUUAUGUAUCACGGAAGCUAGCAUCAAAGGCUCAGGAAACGAUGAGAGGGUGCAUAUUGGUAUUGUUGCUGUUCAGCCGGCCACUGGAGAUGUUAUCUAUGAUGACUUUGAAGAUGGGUUCAUGCGGAGUGAGAUUGAGACAAGACUACUGCAUAUUGCGCCUUGCGAGAUCUUAAUCGUCGGAGAUAUGUCUCGGGCUAGCGAGAAGCUGGUACAGCACCUGUCUGGAAGCAAAACGAAUGUCUUCGGAGAUGCGGUGCGUGUUGAACGGGUCCCGAAAAAGAAGACGGCCGCUGCGGAAGCACACAGUCAUGUUACAAGUUUCUAUGCUGGCAAGAUGAAAGCGACUGGCACGGAAGAGGAUGCCCAGGCAGCCAAGCUGCUCCAAAACGUACUUGGACUGUCAGAACACGCUACGAUCUGUCUAUCAGCUAUGAUUGAGCAUAUGUCGGAUUAUGGGCUGGAGCAUGUCUUUGAUCUGACAAAGUACUUCGAGCCAUUCUCAGCUCGGUCACAUAUGCUUCUCAAUGGCAAUACGCUGGUCAGUUUAGAGAUCUACCAAAACCAGACAGAUCACUCGGUGAAGGGCAGUCUGUUUUGGAUGAUGGACCGUACACAAACGCGGUUUGGCCGGCGGUUGUUGCGACGCUGGGUUGGGCGGCCAUUGCUAGACAAAGGCCGCUUAGAGGAGCGUACCAAUUCGGUUGAAGAACUGAUGAAUCCUGCUCGCACCGUUUCUGUGGAACGGAUUAGAGGACUACUAGGUAAGAUCAAGAGUGAUUUGGAACGAAGUUUGAUUCGUAUAUAUUAUGGAAAGUGCUCUCGACCGGAGCUUCUCACCGUUCUGCAAACCAUGCAAAUGAUCGCAAUGGAAUUUGCGGAUGUCAAAUCUGUCGCUGAUACGGGCUUCGAAUCACCUUUGAUCAGUGACGCUAUUGCGUCUCUUCCAACUAUCCGAGCAGAUGUCACCCGGUACUUAGACAAGAUCAACCUCCAUGCUGCACGAACCGAUGACAAGUAUUCAUUCUUCCGUGAAGAAGAGGAGACUGAAGACAUCGGCGACCAGAAGAUGGGAAUUGGCAGUGUCGAGCACGACCUACAGGAACAUCUCGCUGUGGCUGGGGAGCGCCUGGGGAGGAAGCAUGUGCAAUAUGCUACAGUCUCUGGCAUCGAGUAUCUGAUUGAGGUUGAAAACAACUCUCUGGGAAUCAAGAAAGUCCCAGCGUCCUGGAUCAAGGUCAGCGGAACAAAGAAAGUCUCGCGAUUCCACACACCCGAAGUGAUCCAAUUGAUACGCCAAAGGGACCAGUACAAGGAGGCACUCGCAGCCGCCUGCGAUCAAGCCUUCGCGGCCUUGCUAGCCGAGAUAUCAGCCCAGUACCAAUCAUUCCGGGACUGUGUACAGUCUCUAGCAACCCUGGACUGCCUCCUCUCCCUCGCAACCAUCGCUCAACAGCCCGGUUACGUCAAACCGGAGUACACAAACCAUCCAUGCCUCCACGUCGAGCAAGGUCGGCACCCAAUGGUUGAGCGACUUUUAUCAGACCCAUACGUCCCCAACGACACUUCGCUCGACACAGACGCCACCCGCGCACUCCUCGUGACAGGUCCGAAUAUGGGUGGAAAAUCUAGCUACGUCCGCCAAGUCGCCCUCAUCGCAAUCAUGGGCCAAAUAGGCUCAUACGUCCCGGCCGCCUCCGCUCGCCUUGGUCUUCUAGACGCAGUCUUUACUCGUAUGGGUGCCUUCGACAACAUGCUCGCCGGUGAAUCAACCUUCAUGGUUGAGCUCUCCGAAACAGCAGAUAUCCUCAAACAAGCAACACCCCGCUCAUUAGUCCUCCUGGACGAACUUGGCCGCGGUACAUCCACCCACGACGGUGUCGCCAUCGCGCAAGCCGUCCUGGACUACAUGGUUCGCUCGAUUCGAUCACUCACAUUGUUCAUUACACACUACCAGCACCUUUCACGAAUGGCCAGCGCAUUCCCAAACCAGGAGCUGCGGAACGUGCAUAUGGGAUUCACCGAAUCCGGUGAAGAAGGGGACGAAGAUAUCACGUUCUUGUAUGAGGUUACCGAAGGCGUCGCGCACCGCAGUUACGGAUUGAAUGUGGCGCGGUUGGCGAAUCUGCCUCCUUCUGUGAUUGAUGUGGCGAGACAGAAGAGUUCAGAGCUCGAGGAGUCGAUUAAAUGGAAGAGAUUGGCGGCGCUUGGGAGGGCUGUUGGGAGGGUUGUUGAAGAGAAGGAGACAAUUGUGGACAAUGAUAUGCUUGAUAGACUCCUUGCGAGUGUUGAGCAGCUUUAG